This is a messenger RNA of Zonotrichia albicollis (white-throated sparrow), 3669 nucleotides long. Lineage: Eukaryota; Metazoa; Chordata; Aves; Passeriformes; Passerellidae. The record is from RefSeq and is a predicted model, not a curated record.
GCCGUGCGGGGAUGGGGAGCAGCGUCCGGGGCUGCUGGAAACCCCAGGGACACACAAAUAUCUGCAUCUCUGAGCAUCUCUGCAAGGAAAUAACGCCCCGAUCCCUGCCGGGGCUGUGACCCCCUUUGCCUGUGCCAAGGCUGUGCCAGUGUCCUUGUGCCCCCCAGCCGCGGGGCUGUGUCUGCUGCCCCCUUGUCCCCCAGGAGGGAUUGGCGUUGUGUUUGCCCCUGCACCCCCUCCUCAGCCCGGAGAUGAUGUUCUCUCCCAGCCGAAGGUGCUGACGAGGCUGGGGGGAGCCCGGCCGAGCCCGUGCGAUCGCCGCCAGCCCUGUGCAGACACCUCGGUGCUCGCCGGUGUCACAGCCAGCCCCGGUGGCCUUUGGGGGCUGUUCCGAGCAGCAGAGGGGCGCAGGGACUCCAUCAGCAGCGUGUCCCGGGGGUUUGGAACAUGGUCCUGGAGGUGCAGGCAGCGUCUUCCCUCUGUCCAGCACGCAGUGACGGGGAGCCCCGGCGGGGAAAUGCAUCCUGAAUGGGGCUGAGGCCCCCUGCCCGGGAAUAUGCAGCCUCGGCACCGCGGGGGCAGCACCGGGGCCGGAGCGCGGCGGGAUGGUGGCAACCUUCAAGAUCGCCGUGCUGGGAGCGCAGGGCGUGGGCAAGAGCGCCAUAGUCCGGCAGUUCCUGUACAACGAGUUCAGCGAGGUGUGCGUGCCCACCACGGCCCGCCGCGUCUACCUGCCCGCCGUGGUCAUGAACGGCCACGUGCACGACCUGCAGAUCAUGGACUUUCCCCCCAUCACCGCCUUCCCUGUCAACACCCUGCAGGAGUGGGCAGACGUGUGCUGCAGGGGGCUCCGGAGUGUCCAUGCCUACAUCCUGGUCUAUGACAUCUGCUGCUUUGACAGCUUCGAGUACAUCAAAACCAUCCGCCAGCAGAUCCUGGAAACGAGGGUCAUCGGCACCUCGGAGACGCCCAUCAUCAUCGUGGGCAACAAGCGGGACCUGCAGCGGGGCCGGGUCAUCCCGCGCUGGAACGUCUCCAACCUGGUGAAGAAGACGUGGAAGUGCGGCUACAUCGAGUGCUCGGCCAAGUACAACUGGCACAUCCUGCUGCUCUUCAGCGAGCUCCUCAAGAGCGUGGGCUGUGCCCGCUGCAAGCACGUCCACACCACCAUCCGCUUCCAGGGCGCGCUGCGCAGGAACCGCUGCACCAUCAUGUGAGGAGACCCCUGCCCAGGGACCCCCCAAACCUGGGGAUGGUUCUGCUGCACCAUCCUGUGAGCCCCCUGCCCAGGGACCCCCAAACCCGGGGAUGGUUCUGCUCCCCGGGCAGUGGGAGCUGUGCUGGAGGCACCUCUGGGCUUGCUGAGGUGACAUUUGGGGACAGGGGGUGCAGGGGGACAGCGAGGAGUGAGGGAUGGCCCUGAGCUCUCUGCAAGCCUGCAGAGCUUGAGGCCAAAGCCAUCCCAGGGGGCUGUACAUGCCACUGAAGGGUGGAGGAGGUGCCCAAAUUUUUGGCUGUCCCUUCAUCCUUGCCAGUUCCUGCCCUGGCAGCACAGGGGCAGCUCCUGGUGCUGCCUCAUCACCUGCUCCUGGAAGGGAAUUAUCCAGCACCUUUAUCCCGGUGCUCUGGGCAUGGCUCUGUCUCUGGGGCACAGGGAAACAGGAGCUCUGCUUUUCCCCUUGUGGGAUUUCUCCCUGUGGAGGGCAGAGCAGCCAGAUUACAUGCGCUGUCUUUAGGUUUGGUCAGGUCAGACCUCCAGGUGGAUAUUCUGGAUGAAAGCAAGAAAAGGGGGGAAAAGUAAAUCCCAGUCCUGCUCCUGACACCCCCAGGAGCUGAGUUCUGCCUUCCCAGGGCUCUGAGCCCCCCUGUGCCCCAGCACAGCCCCAGCACAGGAAGGCUGUGAGCACCAAACAACCUGGGAAUGCUCCUUGCUGGGCAGGUCACCCCUCUGCUACCUCUGCUCCUGGGCUCAGCAGGUGACCAGCUUUGCACCCCAGCCCCUGGGGUGUCCUGGGCAGGUGGGCACCCCCCUGUGCCCCCGGCAGUGCCACCAGGCUGGAUUUUCCCACAAGGAUGUUGCCUCGGCAGCAACAGGGAGCUGGAGCAGCACUUCCAGCUGAAUUCCUGCUUUGUUUUUUUUUUUUUUCUCUCUGCAUAUCCCUAAUAGCAAAGUGAGUCCCCCAUGUUUUGUUUUGUUUUGUUUUUUAAUUAUCUUUUUUAAUUGUUUAAUUAUUAUUUUUUAAUCUUGUGGUUUGUGUUUGCACCAGAGCCGCAGCUCGCCUGCAUGCUGCCCUGCAGGGUGGGCUGGCAAAGGGCAGCCCCUGCUAGGAAAUGGUGAUGGGGUGGUGGAGGCAGAGCAAGAGGCCGAGAGGGUCGUGGUUUCUCCAUGGCUGGUCCCUGUGACACACAGGGAAACACCAUCCUCACCUGCUGAGGCAGGAUCUGAGUCUGAUCCAUGCUCCAGCAAAUCCAUCCCCGUGAUUCCUGCUGCCACAAGGAGCUGGAAGGGUUCAUCAGAACAGGACACCCAAGCCCUCUCUGCCACCACAGCCUGGUGUCCAGCACAGCUCCACUGUGCUCUUGGAAUUGCUUCCCAUCCAAGGCAGCUCCAGCUGAGCUCCAGUGCCUCUGACCACCCCAUCCCUGUGCCAGGGCUGGGCGUGCAUCCUGCUCCUCCCUCCCUGCUUGGGGAAUCAAACCCCUCGCUCCAAAAUUUAAAACAAGAAAGGGAAAAAAUUAGGAAAAGCAAUGGGGGGACACGAGUCCAUCUCAGCCAGGAAGGGCAGUGGCACUUGUCACCAUCCCUUGCCUUCGUGGCAAACCUGGCUCCCUGUCCAAGCUCAUCCUGACAGGAUUUAUUAACACAUCUGAGUCCACUUAUCGAUCUCUGGCUAGAGCUUUACCCCUCCAAAUUGUCUGAGAAGGAAAUUCCUUGGUAAAUGCUAAUAAUAAAGCAUUUCUAAAGUGCUCACACUACACAUAUCAACGACUAAGCCAAUACAUUGUUUGUUAUAACCCUGUAGCCUGCAGUUUAUAGCACAAUUAGUUACAGGUUUUUAUAGCAUCUAUUUAGUAUUUUGAAGAAAAAAAAAGAAGAAAAAAAAAGGUUAUAAAUAUAAUUGUUAUAUUCUAUUGUACUUUAUAGACAGAGGAAGUUAUAUUAGUAAUAACAACAACUCUCACUGCUUCCACAGCACUUCCCAGCUCCUGGAAGAACGAGGGCUACACAGAGCUCCUCUCCCCAGAGCCCAGGAAGGGGUGGGUGGUGCAGGCAGGGAGAUCCCAGCUGUCCAGGCGCAGGGAUUGGAGCACGAGCACCCUGCGGCCCUACUCACACCUUACUACAGAUUUACCACUCACCCAACGCCUCCCUGGUCCUGCUGAGAGCAGCCUGGGCCUGUCCCAAGCUGGGAUGUCCCCGUUGCUGUGCCCAGGGCAGUGCCAGGUCCCUGCCCUGUGCUCCUGGGGGUGAUGCUGGGUUCACCAAGGAUGCUCCCCUCUCCUCCUCCUCCUCCUCCUCCUGCCCCACUGAGCAUCCCAAGCCUGGACUUGGCUUCCCUUUCCCCCCUGGACUCCUUGUUGGAGAUUCCUGAGGUGUCUGCACCGCCUGUGACGCCCUGCACCUCCUUCUUUGAAAUUGAAUUAAAAAUCAGGUCUGUCCCCUUGUUC